Molecule: messenger RNA, 3669 nt
Organism: Cololabis saira (Pacific saury)
Lineage: Eukaryota; Metazoa; Chordata; Actinopteri; Beloniformes; Belonidae
Gene: pkn3
Product: protein kinase N3
Exons: 25
Coding region: 1-3135 (1044 amino acids)
Biological process (GO): signal transduction; protein phosphorylation
Molecular function (GO): small GTPase binding; ATP binding; protein serine/threonine kinase activity
Source: RefSeq, a predicted model, not a curated record
AUGGCCAGUCCGCCCCUGGCUGCAGCUGGUUUAGACCUGUCUGCAGUUCUGACCACCAUCAAUCCCCUCAAACUGUUCCAUUUCCUGACCAACGUGAACAUUGGCCCCUCCCUCGGUUUCUGGCUGCUGGACACGCUGAAGGGUCGCACUCAGGUAGUCCGCUACAAUGACCACACCUCUCCCUGUGACCACCAACAUCGAGGUGCCACAGGGCUGCUGAAAUACGCAGAUGACACCACCAUCGUGGGGCUGAUCAAAGACGGCAGGGAGGACGACUACAGGUCAGAGGUGGAGAGGACAGGGUUUGGAGUCAUGUUGGCCCACAUUAAGAAAAAGAAGACCUGUGGCUGGUUGCCAACAGCUUCAGAGAUGUCCCACAGCAACAAGCAGAAACUUCAAAGUGAGAAGCUGCAGCAUCUGGACGAGUGUGACAUUCUGGACCCGGAGUUUCAGCAGCACUUGGGCGAUGCUCGCACCUUCCUCCGGCAGGAGAUCCAGCGCGAGCUGAAGAUCAAGGAGGCGGCGGAGAGGCUGAGGCGAGCCGUGACCGGCCGCAAGAGCACGGCCGACGUCCAGGGCCAGCUCAAGGCCUCCAGCCGCAAGCUGAAGAAGCUGCACUGGAAACUACAGGAGAUCAACGCCAGGUCCAUGACUACGGAGAAGGGAAGAGCAGCAGGCGACAUGGAGGAGGAGAACAAGGAGUGUGCAGAACGGUGCCAGUGGGAGGAGGUCCCGUCACCACUGGCCAGUCGAGUGCGAACCCUGAAGAAACAACUCACCAUGGAGACCAAAGUCAAACAGGGAGCUGAGAACAUGAUCCAGACUUACACCAACGCCUCAUGCAAGGACAGGAAGAUGCUUUCUGUUGCCCAGCAGAUGCUGCAGGAUAGCCGCACCAAGAUCGAGCUGCUCCGCUUGCAGAUCAUCAAAAUCAGUCAGAUGAGAGACGGGGAGCGAGAAGGAGCAUCUGCUCAUCCUGAAGAGAUCGUCAGUACGCUGGAUCUGCGGCUGGCUGAACUCAUGCAUCACAUGAAGAUCGAGUCAGCUGUUGUCGAAGGGGCCAAAAAUGUGGUGAAGCAGUUUCAUGGCCGGAAGAACCAGGACCGUUGUAUUUUUGCAGAGGCGCAGGCUCGAAUGCAGGAGUCGGCUCAGAAGGUGGACUUGAUGCGUCUCUCCCUGGAGAGGCAUUUAACCCAGCUGCCCCGGGACCACCCCACCCACGCCACCGUCACAGAGCUGCUGGUGCAAGGCCCGUCGCCCUCCUACGACACCAAGACGCAGUUCAGCGCUCCGUCCUCCUCCACCUCGUCCUCCUUCUUCAAACCAGCCAGUCUAACCGGCCGGCUAGAGGUGUGUUUGAUGGGUUGCCAAGACCUGUUGGAUUCUGUGCCGGGGCGUGGUCAGGUGACCGGUGCCUCGCCCGCCUCGCCCGCCUCCAGGUACCCGUCAGAAGAAAAGUCCCUGAAGCUGAGAGCUGUAGGACGGAGCAAUGGCAAGACGGCAAAGGUGGAGGAGCUGUCCUCGGAGGUCAGUGCGGUUCUGAAGGUGGACAACAGGAUCGUGGGGCGCACGCACUGGAGACAGCAGAGCAAGCAGGCCUGGGGGCAGACCUUCAGCACCGAACUGGAACGGUCCAGGGAGCUGGAGAUCUCUGUGUACUGGAGGGACGGGAGGGCCCUGGGCGGGGUCAAGUUCCUGCGGCUGGAGGACUUCCUGGACAACCAGCGGCACGGCAUGUGUCUCCAGCUGGAGCCCCAAGGCAUCCUCUUCAUCGAGGUGACGUUUAUCAACCCCGUCAUCGAGCGCCGCUCCAAGCUGCAGAGGCAGAGGAGGAUUUUCAAAAAAGGGAAGAACUUCCUGCGUGCUGCACAGAUGAACAUGAACUUUGCCACCUGGGGUCGUCUGAUGAUGAGCAGCCUGCCCCCCUGCAGCUCCCUGGAGGCCCUGAGCCCCCCGGCAGCCGCUCACAGCUCUGGGGCAGCAUGUGAGCCUGUUGUCCUGAACUUCUCUGAAGAACCACCUGGCAGAUCUCCAUACGCUGCAAGAAAGGACUUCUCACCGUCUACAUCUGAGAGCAGCACUCCCAAGCCCCAAAGACAUCCCUCAGUCCAGCCGUCUCCACGGACGGACCAACGGUUUCAGCUGGAGGACUUCCAGUUCAUUUCAGUCCUUGGAAGAGGUCACUUUGGGAAGGUGCUGCUGGCAGAGUACAACAAGUCAGGGAAACUGUACGCCAUCAAAGCCCUGAAGAAGGGCAACGUUGUGACACGAGAUGAAGUUGACAGCCUCAUGUGCGAGAAAAGGAUAUUUGAAGUGAUCAACGCCUCGCAACAUCCUUUCCUGGUGAACCUGCACGGCUGCUUCCAGACCCAGGACCACGUCUGCUUCGUGAUGGCCUACUCGCCCGGAGGAGACCUCAUGAAGCACAUCCACACCGGCAUCUUCACUGAAAAGCAAACUCAAUUUUAUUCGGCGUGCGUGCUGCUGGGUCUGGAGUUUCUCCACCAGAACAGAAUAGUUUACCGCGAUCUGAAGCUGGAUAAUCUGCUGAUGGACACCGAUGGAUUUGUCAGAAUAGCAGAUUUUGGCUUGUGCAAAGAAGGGAUGGGUCCUGGGGACCGCACCUCCACGUUUUGUGGGACCCCUGAGUUCCUGGCUCCAGAGGUGCUAACGGACAACAACUACACGCGCUGCGUGGACUGGUGGGGACUGGGCGUCCUCGUCUACGAGAUGCGGGUGGGGGAGGCCCCCUUCCCGGGUGACGAUGAGGAGGAAAUGUUCGACAGCAUCGUCAACGACGACGUGCGCUACCCUCGCUUCCUCUCUCCCGAGUCCGCGUGCCUCAUCAGGAAGCUGCUGCAGAAAAACCCUGACCUGCGGCUGGGAGCUGGAGAGGAUGACGCCGCGGAGAUCAAACGACACGCGUUCUUCCAGGGAGUGGACUGGGACGCCUUCCUGGCCAAGAGGGUGAAGCCGCCCUUCCUCCCGGUGAUCCGGGACCGGCAGGACGUGAGCAACUUCGACAGGGAGUUCACGUGCCUGGAGCCGGAGCUGACCCCCCCACACACGCCCUGCAGCCUCACCGCCGAGCAGCAGGGAAUCUUCUCCCACUUCGACUUCUCUCGCCCCAGCUGACCAGAGGACCGGACUCUUUUCCUGUCGUCUCUGUGGCAGAACCGAUCUAAAAGAAACAUUUCACAAACCUGAAAACACAUGGGGAAAAGGACUAAAUCCAAACGGACUACCAGUUUUUUUUUACCCUUUUUUUACCGUCCUUGUCACUGGAUUAAUAAACCAGUUAAACGAGUAAAUCCUGAGUCUCGUCAAGUCCUUCCUUUUUUCAAGUGUGGGAAGCCGUGUGGAUUUAAAAACACUUGACACUGGCCCUUGAGUCUUCGGAAAGGUCUGGACCCACUUUCAUUGUGCAGCUUGUACUUGAAACACUGUCAAAACUCCUGCCAACCAGAUUGAAGCUCUUACUUGUCUUAAAGGAGCAUGACGGUGCUGAAUGUUUACUGUGCAAUAAUGUUUGUUUUGUUUUAAACUGAAAUAGCACUUUCCUCUCCACCCAAAGUACUGUUUUGUUAAUGGCUCUUAAAGACUCUUCAACUGAAGGCCAAAUGCUUUGAAUGUAUGUGAUUGUUUUAUUUACAUCUUGUCAGGAUUUGA